AAAAAAGAAGAUUGAAGAACAAGUACAACGUUGUCGUCCCUCAAACUAGUUCCAGGGUACUUCGACACCAUACAUCACAUGGAACUCAAACUAGUUCUGAUUCUAACGCUUAUCUCUGCAACUGUCACAGCAGAAUACAUUCGCCCCCAACCUCGAAAAACCUUACACAUCCCAUGGCCAUUGGAUUCAAAUUCCAAAUCCCAAUCUUACCCUCAUCAGGUACAUAUUUCUCUGGCAGGAGACAAGCACAUGAGAAUUACAUGGAUUACUGAUGAUAAGCACAAUUCACCUUCAUUUGUACAAUAUGGAAUAUUACCUGGGAAAUAUGACUCAAUUGCUGAAGGAGAGUCCACCUCUUAUAACUAUCUGUUAUAUAGCUCAGGGAAAAUACACCAUACUGUAAUUGGGCCUUUGGAAGACAACACUGUGUAUUUCUACAGGUGUGGUGGGCAAGGUCAUGAGUUUCAGCUUAAAACUCCUCCGGCUCAAUUUCCGAUCACUUUUGCCGUGGCCGGGGAUCUAGGUCAAACCGGUUGGACUGAAUCGACAUUGGAUCAUAUCGACCGAUGUAAAUAUGAUGUAUACCUGCUUCCGGGAGAUCUUUCAUAUGCUGAUUGUAUGCAGCAUCUAUGGGACACGUUUGGUAAGCUAGUGGAGCCACUUGCUAGUACAAGGCCAUGGAUGGUCACAGAAGGAAAUCAUGAAGAGGAGAGCAUGUUAUCGUUGAUGGAUGGGUUUGUUUCCUAUAAUUCAAGAUGGAAAAUGCCAUUUGAGGAAAGUGGAUCAACUUCAAAUCUCUAUUACUCUUUUGAAGUUGCGGGUGUCCAUGUUAUCAUGCUUGGCUCUUAUGCAGAUUAUGAUGUUUACUCAGAACAAUAUAGAUGGCUAAAGGAAGAUUUGUCAAAGGUGGACAGGAAAAAGACACCCUGGCUGCUUGUGUUGUUUCAUGUGCCAUGGUAUAAUAGCAACAAGGCUCAUCAAGGUGCUGGGGAUGAUAUGAUGGCAGCCAUGGAGCCAUUGCUUUAUGCUGCUGGUGUUGAUUUAGUUAUUGCUGGUCAUGUUCAUGCUUAUGAACGUUCGAAACGUGUGUAUAAUGGAAGACUAGAUCCCUGUGGUCCAGUACAUAUAACUAUUGGGGAUGGAGGAAACAGAGAAGGCUUAGCUCAUAGGUAUAUAAAUCCCCAGCCAAAGUGGUCAGAAUUCCGUGAAGCGAGUUUUGGUCAUGGUGAGCUGAGGAUUGUAAAUUCCACUCAUGCCUUCUGGAGUUGGCACAGGAACGAUGAUGACCAGUCAGUACAAGCUGAUGAUAUCUGGAUAACCUCUUUGGUCAGCUCAGGAUGUGUUAAUCAGAAGAGUCAUGAACUCAGGAGUAUGCUCAUGAAACCCUAAAAGCCCAGGCCUGCAAUUGUCAUUCCUUAACUAGGUGAAAUGGCAAGUGUUUGGUUCAUGUAUAUAUAAACAAUGAGACAAUUCCUCAAAUUAUUUAUAUAUCACUACUAGUAGCUUGAUUGUGCAAGGCUUCUUUCAGCAGAAUGAGUAAAUUGGGGUGUUUCAGUACAUAGCUGCCGGUUGUCCAUGUAUUUUACUACUCAAGGACUUGUAGUGAUUUUUAUUCUGUGAAGUGUAAGGCUAGUUGUCUCUUUGCAUCGAUGCUGCUGCUAUUGUCUGAACUUUGUUAGAUUGGUUUCUAACAUUCUAUAUAGGAAAACUAAAACUUUGUUGCUUA
Messenger RNA from Lotus japonicus, 1726 nucleotides. RefSeq names its product purple acid phosphatase 18-like. Lineage: Eukaryota; Viridiplantae; Streptophyta; Magnoliopsida; Fabales; Fabaceae. The transcript has 5 exons. Gene Ontology annotation, molecular function: metal ion binding; acid phosphatase activity. Bases 79 to 1389 code for a protein of 436 amino acids. The record is from RefSeq and is a predicted model, not a curated record.